Sinocyclocheilus rhinocerous is the source of this 3551-nucleotide messenger RNA. RefSeq names its product kelch-like protein 5. The record is from RefSeq and is a predicted model, not a curated record. The transcript is spliced from 5 exons. Gene Ontology annotation, molecular function: protein binding. The coding region runs from base 493 to 2481 and encodes 662 amino acids. NCBI's taxonomy places the organism in Eukaryota, Metazoa, Chordata, Actinopteri, Cypriniformes, Cyprinidae.
AUGAGCAAAGCGGAAGUUUAGUGUGUUGUUCCGGCAAGUGACAGAAUCCCUCAGCUUGCUUUGCCUCCAAUCAUGGAGCAAUGUUGGCAGCUGUGAGCAAUAGUUGACGUUACUGAUCAAACAAUCAUUUAUUUCUCCCGGGACUACGUUUUCUCUGGGCCAAUCCGGAUUACCAGCCUUUAAUAAUCUGCAUGGAGCCGUGGUCGACAGUGUGGAUGUAUCAGAAGCGCGUGUAUAUUUUUGUGCUCAUAUGCUAAGGAUGGACAACACACCGUAAUGAGCCGACCAAUUUGCGCUGAAACUACCCAGGAAGGUCAAGGCGUUGUUAACGGGCCGAAGAGUAUCGGGCCGUCUGUACCAUUGUGGCACCCUGAGAGCCUUGAUACACAAAAUCGAACUCAAGACACCGCAAGAAUUAAGAGAAUAUCCAUCACCCAGAUCUGUACCGUUGGGGUCAACUCUCACACUUUCUGAUAGAAAUCUUCACCUCUCAUGAUGACUACUGUCAGAGGUGGUGCGGUUACCUGGCGACCACAGCCAUGGCAGGAUGCAGAUAGAGGUGGUGGAGAGCCUCUCUCGGAUAGCGACUCGGAGGAAGAGGAUUUUCCUGAUGACUACUCGACUCCCUUGGGGGAAUAUGUAACUCAGGGGUUAAAACAGCUGCUUGAUGCUCAGCAGUUGUGUGAUGUCACUCUUCUGGUGGAGGGAAAAAAGUUUAUGUGUCACAGAGUUCUUUUAGCAGCAGUCAGUCCAUAUUUCCGUGCCAUGUUUACCAGCCCUCUUGUAGAGUCUCGUCUUACUGAGAUCCGACUGGAAGAGGUGACACCUUCUGUUAUGGAGACAGUUAUCCACUUUGUUUAUACAGGAGAAGCAGGUCUUAGUCUUGACACAGCAGAGGACUUGUUUGUAGCAGCCAAUCGUCUUCAAGUGAUGCCCUUGCAGGACCUUUGCUCUAGAUUCCUUUUUGAACACCUAUCUGUGGAGAAUUGCCUGGGCAUGUACUCUCUGGCUCGUUCACAUCAUGACCAGCUGCUUCUUCGGGCUUCUUUGAGACUGGUGGGCCAGCAUUUCCCUCGAGUGGCCCGGCAGCGAGAUUUCCUCCUGUUGGACCCAGGAACUCUUGGCAGCUUGUUGGAGUCGGAUCGAUUGGGUGUGGAGUCUGAGACUGAAGUAUACGAUGCAGCAAGGCGAUGGGCAGAAUACCAGCCGGCUGAUCGUUACAGUCACAUGCCCAAUUUGUUACGCCAUUUACGCCCCGGUCUUUUCGGCCCUGAAGAGAGCCACCGAAUGAACCAAGAACUUGGACCUCGAGCCACUACUGAGGGCAUGGGAGGACCAUUGAGGCCUCGAGAAGGCAUGUUUGAGAAGAAAAUAGUCUGUGUAGACCUUAAGCCAAGGGAGGAUGAGUCUUUACAGAAAAGGGACUUCACGGUGGAUUGCUUCGACCCUCGUUCAGGGAAGUGGGAGAAGCUGGCAGCCUUGGGCUCGUUGCUUUGUCCCGGCUGCACUGCUGUCGGAGGUCGACUGUUUGUGGCGGGAGGCAUCCUGCGGAGUUCCGAGGUCUCCUCAGAACUUCAUGAGUACGAUGUUGUGCUAAACCGCUGGAUUGUACAGCCAUUGAUGGCUGAACCACGCGCGAUGUUGGGUCUUCUUGGCUGCGGAGGUUUUUUAUACGCUCUUGGUGGCUGUAACCGAUCAGCCUUUCUGGACACAUCUGAAAAAUUUGACCUUAACAAGCUGACCUGGGCAUCAGGACCUCGUUUGCCAUUGCCAUUGCGUUCUUUUGCUUGCGCUGCUCUCCGCUGUCGUCUCUACUUGCUUGGUGGUACCACACUGGAGCAGAGCAGGGCUGUGGUGCAUGCUGGUGUGCUUAUAUACCACACGGUUACAAAUACCUGGAGCCGUGUCGCCCUAGACUCUGGCGCCACCUGCCUGGCUGGAGGCGUGGCAGUACGUGGCGGCGUUUGUGCCAUUGGUGGUUACUUGCGUGAUGCCGCCAAGUUCCUCAAUGGCAACUACACCCAGGCUGAACCACUAGAUGCCACAGGACGUGUGUUGUUCUUCCGAGAAGGAAGAGGAUCAGGAGUAGAGCGGGAGGUGGCAGUUGGAGUAGAGCGAGGGGGUGGUGGUAGCGACCGUGCACCUAGUCCGGUGGUUUUUCCUGGCCUGCCAAGGCGGAUUGCAGCUGGAGGUGUGGCUAGAUGGAAACGCAGGAUUUAUGUGUUGGGUGGUGAGAAUGGAUCGAGAUUUUAUGAUAGCGUCUACUGCUGGAAACCUGGCUGGCGAAGCUGGGUCCAAAGGCGGGAGAAAUUACCUGGGGAAACGGGAGGUGUUAGCCAGUUUGGAUGUACCACCCUGAAGUUCCCAAAAAAACACAUUUUAGCACGUCUUCGGGCUGCUCAACAGAAACGGGGAAAGGAGAAACGACCGACCCGGUCAUGCAGACUCAUGCGGAUCGACAGGACAAGUCAGGCAGUGUGAUUUUUCAGUGAGACAUGGGCAUUUUGGAAACAUUUAUGCACCUACUUUUACAUCUUUACUCUUGGUUGAUGUCUAGAUGUUUUGAAAUUCAUUAUUUCAUUUCUGCAAGCUGAACGCAAGUUUUUGUUUACUAAGUAUUGACAGAAAAUAUACAUUUUGGAUAUGAUUUCCGAAUGUUUUGCUCUUAAUAAUGAUAAUUUUUCACAGAUUCCCAUAUUUGAUUUUAGAAAUGGUAUCGUCUUGGGGAAUAAUAAACUGUUUGAAUCACAGCAAAAACAAGUUAUACGCAUGCUUAACUCAAUGAGGAAAAAGGGGUUGGAUGGAGGCUGAAUAUAGUUUUACACACAUUAGAACAUUUAGAUUGCUACCAUAACAGCGGUUGAAAGUCAUAGCUUAAUAUGGGAUCUCUUAUAAUCAGUGUAAGAUGCUUCAAAUCUUAAUCUUUUUUUUUUUUUUUUUUUGAUGACAGUGGUUUCAAAUUACAUUUAUGUUAAACUGCUGUUAAGCAACAUCACGAGAUUCAUCCAGGUUUUCCAUCAACUAGCAUUUCUAUGCUGUAUCCCAAAAUUUGCAUUAAAAUGUUGGAUGGAAAAACCAUCAUGUGAAUGUAAUUUGCAUAAUGUGCUUAAUAUAUGUAUACACUUCGUUUGAGGUGAAUGAUUUUAUGUAUUAUUAUUUGGUUAGAAAAUGCAUAAACUACAAUGCAAGUACAUUUACAGAUGAAAUUGUUAGACGUGCAUUCAGAAGAUAUCAUGUGAUUAAAUAAAUUGCUUAGAGAAGAAAAAAACAUGUUGCUCUAGCCAGUCUGAAAUUUUUUCUUGCAGAUGAUUGCUAGCACACAUGAAGUUUGUUAGAGUGUUAUAUCUGCACACUCUAAACCACAUGCAAUUUAUUACAUUUAAUAAAGGAGCAGAUUUCCCAUUGACUACAAUUUCCAUUUCUAUUUUUUAUUUUUUGUAUUGAACGUAUGGUGCAAAUUGUUUUUGCGUUAUAUUGUUUUGUCUAAUGCAAUCAUAACUAAUGUGAUAACUAGGCAUGGGCCAGUAUGAGAUUUUGACGGUAUGAUAACC